Cryptococcus deneoformans JEC21 is the source of this 871-nucleotide messenger RNA. RefSeq names its product mitochondrion protein, putative. Gene Ontology annotation, cellular component: mitochondrion. Gene Ontology annotation, molecular function: acetylpyruvate hydrolase activity. NCBI's taxonomy places the organism in Eukaryota, Fungi, Basidiomycota, Tremellomycetes, Tremellales, Cryptococcaceae. Bases 70 to 756 code for a protein of 228 amino acids. The transcript has 6 exons. The record is from RefSeq and is a predicted model, not a curated record.
CGUGGCUUCGCUGUUGACUGCUCUUUCGUACGUUCAUCUUCUAUUUAUCACAAAAAACCCACAAGUACCAUGUCCAACUUUAUCAAAGCAGGAAGGAAGAUUGUCGCUAUUGGUCGCAACUACGCUGAUCACGCCAAGGAGCUUGGUAACGCCAUUCCUAAGGAGCCUUUCUUCUUUUUGAAACCCACUUCUUCUUACCUUGUCCCUGACAAUGGACCUGUUGAGAUCCCUCGGGGGGUUAUCGUGCAUCAUGAAGUUGAGCUUGGUGUUGUCAUCGGUAAGAACGGUCGAGACAUCUCCCCUUCUGCUGCCUUCGACCAUGUUGCUGGAUACUCUCUUGCUGUCGACAUGACUGCCCGUAAUGUUCAGGAUAAGGCCAAGGCUAAAGGUUUGCCUUGGUCUGCUGCCAAGGGCUUCGAUACUUUCUGCCCUAUUGGUCCUUUCAUUCCCAAGCACUUCAUUGCCGAUCCUACUAAAGUCGGCCUCCAUUUUUCGGUCAACGGUACUGUUAAGCAGUCUGGCCUCACCUCCGACAUGAUCUUCGACAUUCCCCAGCUCAUUGCAUUUGUCUCUGGUAUCAUGAAGCUUGAAGAAGGUGACUUGGUACUUACUGGAACCCCUAGUGGGGUGGGAAAGAUUAAGAGGGGGGAAAUUUUCGAGGCGAAGUUGACUUACCCUGGAUUAGAUGGUGAGGUCUUGAGCAAGUAUGAAAUCGAAUGCGUGGAGAGGCAAGGAGGUUACGAGUUUAUGCCUUAAACAGCGUUGUAAAUGGAAGUGGCGCACUGGUGUGUGUGGCUGUAUGUAAUGCUAGACGUAACAAGAGCAAAUAUGGUGCACAGCUCAAGACUAAUUCAUGUAUAUAUAUAUAAAG